Messenger RNA from Mizuhopecten yessoensis (Yesso scallop), 7626 nucleotides. RefSeq names its product adhesion G protein-coupled receptor L2-like. Gene Ontology annotation, molecular function: G protein-coupled receptor activity; carbohydrate binding. The transcript is spliced from 24 exons. Bases 503 to 4087 code for a protein of 1194 amino acids. Gene Ontology annotation, biological process: cell surface receptor signaling pathway; adenylate cyclase-activating G protein-coupled receptor signaling pathway. Lineage: Eukaryota; Metazoa; Mollusca; Bivalvia; Pectinida; Pectinidae. The record is from RefSeq and is a predicted model, not a curated record. Gene Ontology annotation, cellular component: membrane.
CAUGACUGACUUUGAGAUUGGCAAGAACAUUGUCGUUUUAAAGUUGGUGUCCCUAUCAGUUUACAGGUACUUCCUGUCUCGAUACCGACAUUACCAGUCGGGUAAUCAGGCACCUGAGGAAGUUGAUCCUGCUGGUCGUACCUGUGGUCGGUGAAUAGCGGAUUCAGUGUGCUUUUAUAUACACACAUCCAGUUAACACAGACAUAAGCUCAUGUGCUUUGUAAGGACGAACGUUUUUUUAAAUAUUCAAUUGGAUUUAUUCGUCAAGUUAAAUGAAAAAACGGUUCAACACAAAGGUUGUCACGUGGAGGUAGAAUUCACCGAUAGACAUCAGACGGAAAUAUUUAUACUGACGUCGGGAGUCCUUAUACAAAUUGACCGGAGAUCGUUGAAGUACAAGACGAAGCUGUAACAGAAAACGGUGGAUAUAUAAACCUUACCCAUGUGGAAUUGAGUCCCCAGAUUUACUAGUGUUUCGUACUCGGUGUUAAACUAUUUUACGAUGGAAUACCAUUUUGUGGGUCCUGGAAGGUUGUGGAAUUACUGUCUUCUGACGUUUACCUUCACCAUUGUCCUCAACUACGCUUCUCCAGUACAAGGAGUAAUGAGCAAACUCAUACCAGAUAAUUCGACAAUUGCAUAUGCGUGUGAGGGGAGUACCAUGUACCUGUCCUGUAAACAAGACGAACUGAUCCGGAUCGUCCGCGCCAAUUACGGACGCUUCUCACUGACCAUCUGUAACCAGCACGGCACAAUCUCAGGCUGGAAGCUCCAGUGUGUGUCUAUGGCAUCGAAAAGAAUCGUGGCAGAAAGGUGUGAUGGCCGACGUCUUUGCAAUAUAACGGUGAACAACAAUGUGUUUGGUGACCCCUGUGUUAACACGAGCAAAUACUUGGAGGCUCACUACUACUGUGUGAGAACAGGUCCACCCACUACCAGCAGUACAUCCACAAUCCCUACCAUAGCCACCACCACGCCGAAACCAACUACCCCAACUCCCAAACCUUCCACAAAGGAACCCCCUCCACCCUCAAGGACGACUUCUCCUUUGAGGGUGACAACACGUCCUACCCCCAGGCCCCCCAUUACACCUGUUCCCACAUUGGCCCCUACCCCUACCCCCAACACAGAUGAUGAAGAUAAUCUGCCUAAACUGAGGACCUGUGAGGGCAGACAUCGGGAGGGUGUAUGGUGGCCGCUCAUUGAGGAGGGAGAGUUUUUUGAACGACCCUGUCCAGAGGGGAGAAUAGGUAUGAUGUCUUGGCAGUGUGGGAAAGGAGAGUGGAUUGGAGAACCUGAUCAGUCGAACUGUGUGUCCUCAUGGGUGAAGAAUGUAGAAGAUAUGAUGACACAAAACAGUGAUGCAGAAGAGACAGCAGAAAAAAUGCUGCAGAUGACAAAUCGUGGCAAGGCGAUAUGGGUCGGAGAUCUGAAGAAAACUGCCAAUACUCUCCUCCCUAACCUCAUCAAACUGGCAAAGCGACAGACAGUUCAGCACUCCAAAAAACGCAAGAAAGAGACCAUGAGGAGACUUACAAAGAAUAUCGUGAGAACAGGAAGUAACCUUUUGUCACAAGAGCAUAGUAGUUCUUGGGAGAAGCUGACCGCUGUUGACCGGUCAGAAGUUGCCACUUCCUUGGCGAUUGGUAUGGAGGAAACGGGCUUUGAGAUAGCCAGCACACUGUAUGUGGAUGAGUCAAUCAUGCAAGCAGGCGAAAACAUUUUGAUGGAAGUCACUGCUGUUGACGUCACUAAGAAGUCCAUGAAGUUUCCAUCGAGGAGUGCAGGAGGCGUGUGGGCAAAGGACGCUGACCAAGUCACUUUCCCUAUUGAGAGCUUCCAAAACGCCCAUCAGGAUGGUGUGGUGAGAAUUGUAUUUGUGGUGUACCAACAUCUGAACGAAUGGAUGGUUAGUGAUUCCUCCUCCAAGGACACACAGACAGACACCAAGGGUUACAGGUCCAGACGGGCCGACACGGAUGUCCAGUCUGUUACUGAGGCACCCAACAGGGCAGGAACUAUCAACUCCAAGAUUUUCUCUGCCUCUGUUAACAAUUCUCGAAAACCGACACCUUUGAAAGAGCCAAUCAUAUUUACCUUGAGACACAUAGAGUCUCAAUCUGGGUACGACCCUGUGUGUAGUUACUGGGACAUCUACAGCAAUGAGCCAGCCCACUGGUCAAGAUCAGGAUGUCAGUUGGUGACCAGCAACGAUACCCACACCACCUGUCAGUGUAAUCAUCUCACUAACUUUGCUGUCCUAAUGGACGUCAGUGGAACUGAGUUGUCUAUAGAACACCGAGUAUCACUACAAGCAAUCACAUUCAUUGGCUGUAUCAUCUCCAUCCUUUGUCUCUUCUUCAGCUUCUUCACAUUCUGCUUUUUCAAACAGCUGCAGUGUGACAGAAAUACCAUACACAAGAAUCUUGUGUUCUCGCUCAUGCUGGCUGAACUCCUGUUCCUGGUCGGCAUAGGGAUGACGCAGAACCAUAUUGUGUGUGCUGUGAUCGCGGGGGUUCUUCACUACCUGUUCUUGUGUGCGUUUGGCUGGAUGUGCCUGGAGGGAGUACAGCUAUACGUAAUGCUGAUAGAAGUGUUUGAACCGGGUCGUUCUCGCAGCAGGAUCUACUAUUUAUGUGGAUAUGGAAUACCAGCUAUAGUGGUGGGAGUGGCGGCCGGGAUCCAGCCGUCAGGAUAUGGCACAGACACACAUUGCUGGCUAAGGACAGACAAUGGCUUCAUCUGGAGUUUUGUGGGCCCAGUAGCUGCUGUCAUCACACUGAACAUCAUCAUGCUAAGCAUAGCUGUGUACAUGAUGUGUAAACAUGCGAAUACUCUCGCUUCUACCCUUCGUACCAAGGAAAAGUCACGCCUACAGAAAAUAAGCCAGGAUCCGAGCUCUUCGGGAAGUGGCAACUCCAUGCUGCGGGACUCGCAAGUCAAGAUCAAGUCUGAAGUACCGGCGUGGCUGAAGGGCGCAGCAGUCCUGGUGGUUUUACUAGGACUUACUUGGGUGUUUGGAAUCCUUUACAUCAACAAAGAGACGGUCGUCAUGGCGUACGUGUUCACCGUGCUAAACAGUCUCCAAGGACUCUUCAUCUUCAUCUUUCACUGUCUCCUUAAUGAGAAGGUGAAGAAGGAGUACAAGAAGCUGGCCUACCGCUCAACAUGGCUGCCAAGCUGUUUGAGGGACAUGUGUAUUGGCUACUCUAGCUCCAGCUCCCACAACACCUCGUCCUCCAGUGGAGGGCACCUGCUUAAGUUUUGGAGUGGAAGAAGACGAAGGAAGUCUUCGAAUUCAACGCUGACAACAAGAGGCCAAAACAACAAAAGGAAGAGUGACCCUCGCAGUGACCUUGACAGCUACUCAAGUCGAGAACAAACAAUCUACACCCAUGGCGGCUCUGGUCGCCAUAGCAACAAGAAGUCAAAUGGCCACUCAAAUGGUCACAUCCCCCACCACAGAGACAUGGAUGGCAUCGCAGGGGAUCUAUCUGUGGCUGACUGCUCUGUCAUCGACAGUGAAUAUGUUUCGGAAUAUUGUCACAACAACCUACAGGUUUCCAGGGAAACCCACCGCUACUCCUCAGCUUCUGAAGAGACUGAUCAUAUGAUCAGCGAGGAGCCAAUAGAAAAGGAUAGACUUUCGGCCUUAUCUACAGAUUCUGCAUUGAAGUGUAACUCCGAGUUUGCUUCAUCUGCAGAUGGUAUUGAUGGGGACUAUAUGGAGCCUAAUCACUACUCUGAGCCAAAUCACUACACAGAGGUGAUGAGUGUCGAGAACCCUUACUCGGAGGUCCUUCCCCUGGACGAUGAUCCUCACAGGGAGAGCCAGUAUGAAGACACGCCACUCAUGCAGUCUAUGUCUGAGGCGGAGCAGAACUUCAUCAAUGACAUUCUUAGUGGUCAGGCGUCAGAUAGCCUGAUGAAGAAACAUUCCAUGGAGGACUUAGUAUCAAGUUCUGAUCGACUUGAUCAUAGACUUGACCACAGCACACCCAAUGGUAAAUACAAACACUCACCUAGUAACAACAACUGCAUCAAUAUCAAUGUGGACGGUAACCAGGACCGUCUGUGGGACAGCUAGCCAUGGCAACAGCCAAUCAAAUCAUUAAUACAUCAAACAACAAUCGAAGCAUAAUAAGAUUGGCUGCCUGGUGUUGUGUUCCCUGAAUUAUUAGAGAUUAGACCUUAAAAACAUAGGUCAUCAGACUCGAAAUGAAGCAAAUUGUGGCUCAAAUAUUUGUCAACUUUUUCCCAUUGGGUCUUCAGGAGCAACAUAACCAAGGUUAGGUCAUCCAAAACAAUUCCACAACUCACUGACUAAGUAACAACAGUGUAUUUCCUUACCCAGGGUACGACACAAGCAAGGCCACAAGAACUGUUCAAGGUCAUAAUUGACCACAUGCAGUCAAUAAAACAUUUGUUCACACCAUUUUCGUCGAGACAAUGGAGUAGAUUUUUUUUACACGUGAAUCGGCCUUUGUUGGUGGAUUUCAACACAAGAUGUAAAUGUUUCUGCGUCCCAAUCGUCGGUGCAAUUAUACUAAAUGAAAUUAGUAAACCAUUACUAGAGACUGUUUGCACAAAUUUGUUUUUUGUAACCUGGUAGCUGUCACUAAGAUUAGUGGAGGAUUAGUUGUGAAUACAGUGUGAUUCCUGUUAUAAUAUUGUCUAGGAAUUGAGUGCUGUAACAUUACAAGUGCAAUUUUUGCCGGCCUGAGACAGGAGUUAAGAGAUCUGACAAGUCACUUACAGGCUUACAGUACGGUGCUAUAGUUAACUAUAUCAAAUAUACCUUACCCAUUUUUAACACAGAGUUAUAGUUAAUGAAAUAUUUUUGUAGGAAACACUUCCAAAAUAUGCGUCAAUCAAUUACACAUCAUUCACAUCAAGGUGUUUAUUUUAAUGUUUUUUUGCUUCAAAAUUUCAUUUAAAAACAAUUUCUCUAUGACUGUUUGUAAAAUGUACAAGUAACAAAUAAAAAUAUUAUUUGUGAAGACAUCCACAGACAAUGAAGUUUCCAUCAACAUGCUGUGUAUAUCAUUUUGUUACACGCAUGAUAAGCAUGUAAACAUAAUUUAGUAUGAUCAACAUUAUAUAAUAUACACCAUGUACAAUAUAAACAUGAAUGGAUGUUGAGUUUAGUUGAUCUCUUUAGUAAUUUAACAAACCUAGAGUUAUGUAUGUGGCAUUCUUAGUUAACCAGCGGUCCAUGAAUCACAGUCAAUCGCUAUAACAACCUGGUACCUAAUCACAACAGUAGUGACUAUUACUGUAGCAAAAUCAAAAUGACAAUUUCAGGUAGAGUAACAGGGACCAAACCCAAAACAUUUUUUUUGCAUUCCAAACAUCUAAAUCAAUGUGGAACGGGGUGAGGUCUUAACGUCUACUUCAUAUUUUAUGUCGCCCAUUAAUUAUCACUGUUAAUUAACCCUUUCACCCCUUUGUAGUUUAAGUAGACUCUACCAUGCAUUGAUAUGGAUGAGUCCAUUAUGGUCUACAGUGGUGAAAGGGUAAAUGAGCAUUUUAGAUAGCGUUUUGAAACAUUUAAAAAAAAAAUUAAGUACAAAUAAGGUCAUUGAUUGCUUAAUGAAGAUUGUAUUUUCAUCUGAAUCUCGUCAGAUGGUAGUGUGGAUGUCGACAGAACCAUGCAGUAUUCCCUGUAGCUAAUGUACAGACCUAUAUUUUUGUAAGCUAUGGUAUCUGUAUAAUCCAUCAUUGUGCCUUUAAAAGAAUACCCUGGCUUGUACCUUGUCUAUACCAUGCUUUUUCUUGUCUACUCUAGUCUCUCCUGUAAUAAUGUACAUGCAUGUUCUUUUUUCUCAUCUAAGAAUAUGUACUUGAUUAUUUCUUAUUUGUACACUGCUAGGAUUUUAUAAGAAAUUAAUUUUGAUUUGUACAGUGAACAAUUUCUGAUUUGUACAAUAAAUUAUUACUAGUUUAUACAAUGCUAUAAUAUUUCUAAUUUCUACAAUAUUUCUUGUUUGUACUACUCUGACAAUUUCUAAUUUGUAAAAUACUGAAAUGUGUCUGGUUUGUAGUGUUAUGAUUGUGAACUAUAAUCAUUAGGGUAAAAUAUUUUGAAACAUUUCAAACAGAUUACAAAUUAUGUCAAACUGUUUAUAUCUAAUUGCAAUGGAGUACAAUUUUGAAAGGAAGAGUUUUAUAAAUUUUCACAUACCAUAGUACUAUUCUGAAAUGUUUCAAAAUGCUUUCUUUAUUGAAUAAGGCCCUGAUUCAACACUAUAGAGACAUUUGAUUUGUGUAAUUAUUACUUCGAUGUGUUCUCUGGUGUCCAAUACAGAGCUGUAACUGAGGAUUAAGUGGGCAGUCUAGAUCUGUGUCCAAUGUCUGCCAUAUCAUUGUCAUAUAUGUACAACAGCACUGAUUAUGAUUUUAUGUAACUCCCCUCCACUCUUUCUACAGUGUAAACUGUUAUACUGUUUCCGUGUGAAUUGUCGUAUAUGUGUAAACCAUUUUAAUAGAUGGACUCUUCCAUUUCUGUAGAGAAUAAUGUUGAUGAGAGGAAGCCCACAUAUAUUAUAAUCUUACAAGAACAUUAAGAUACUAUCAUUGUUUUAGUGGGAGAACAUUUUAGAGCUAGUGUCAAUGUAAACAAAUUUUAUAUUGUUUAUAAUUAUCAAGAUAAAAAUAUUAAUUGUUCUGGACCGACAUGGUCUUAAAGCAUGUUCUUGAUUUCAUUGUCUACAAUAUACGCUUUCUCUAAUUGUGAUGUACUUAAAUGACGAUAUCAGAAACAUAUCACAUUUUUUAAAACCAUAGUGACAUAUGUAAUCAUUUUAAAACUUUCAAUUAUAAUUUAAAUUUAUAAGUGUUUUUUGUUUUAUUUCUUCUACCUGGGUUGGUUACAUCAAUAUGUGAUUAACACCUGAAUUCCGAUGAUUGUAGAAAGACAGACAAAACUGCAAUGAUCUUUUUACAAAUAAUUGUAAGUACCUAAAAUGCAGUUUGUCUAUGGUUUCUGUGAAAAGAUUAAAGUCACUUUUGAAAAGCCUGCUCAGCUUUAGGACCAAUUGUAUGAAAUAAAUUAUCUUGAGUAUUUUUUUAAUUUAAGAUUAACUGCUUGUGUAGGGAUUUAAGAUUACCAGUGUACUUAUUUUACAAUGUAUUUGAAGAUAAAAAUUUAGUGGUAUAUGAAAAUGACACAUAAAAAGCUUAAAGAUUUUGUUUCUAUGUAAAUUGAUAAAGCUAACAAGGCUUAGAGAUAUUGGGCCUACAUAUCUGUUUGUUGUGUUGCUUUAUAAACAGAACUACAUUGUAUCAUCUUUUUACAUUUUUCAUCUUUUUUACAUUUUCAUAUUUUCAUUGUCAUGUGUCAUUUGAAAAAUUACUGUUUUGAGUAUAUUAUCACUGCUUCACUGUUUUACUGAUAAUCUUAGCUUUCCUGUUCGUAAUUUAUUUUAUGUACAUGGAGAUGUUAUUUGAUAUAACACUCGGACCAGGCUUCCAGGCUUUGUUAGAAGAGGAGUAUGCUAUGUAUGUACAGGUGAUCUGGGCCAUAAUGUUAUGGCCUUAUCACUCUCAAUGUUACUGGUGAGCGUUCCAAGCUUGUCUACAGAUUUUAUCUGCCAAAGGAAAUAUUAAAAAUGUUGUUCUUUUAAA